AUAACAAACAGUACUCUUCCAGAGGUUGUUUGUCUGCCCAGACAUUCCUGGCAGUGAGAGAUGAUGAGAGUUGAAGGCACCAAAUAAAGAGGAACUACAGGGACACAAAAUAUCAAGCUGUUCAUUCUUCUUCAGGACUAGCUGUGAGGAUGGAGAAAGCUGCACUGCUGCUGUUUUGUUGCCUGGUCAUGUCUUUAUCAGGCUCCCCGCUCUACCCAUCCAUUAGGUUCGGCCAGAGGGAUACAUCCAUCCUGAUGACAUCUUCUAUAAAGAAUCCAUCAGAGCAGCUGGAGGAAGAAACAAGUCCCCCCAGGGAGCGAGCAGAGUUACGCUCAGGACGCCAUGCUGAUGCCAUCUUUACAAACAGUUACAGGAAAGUCCUGGGUCAAAUCUCUGCCAGGAAGUUCCUUCAGACAAUCAUGGGCAAACGGCUGGGACAUGAAAGUGAGACCUACAUGAAGCGUCAGUCAGAUAUCUAUGAAGGGACGUAUAAAGAAGAUCUAACAUCCAUCCAAAGCAAUCAGAGAUACACAGGAGUGCAUGGGAAUGUCAUGAGGCCCAGACUGCUGAGUUGAGAUUGGAGGAUCAGAAGGAUGCCAGUGCUCCUCGCUGACGGCACUUUUCAUUACAAUCACUGCAACAUGUUCCCUGCAGAUGAAAAUGAUU
Molecule: messenger RNA, 666 nt
Organism: Epinephelus fuscoguttatus (brown-marbled grouper)
Lineage: Eukaryota; Metazoa; Chordata; Actinopteri; Perciformes; Serranidae
Gene: ghrh
Product: growth hormone releasing hormone
Exons: 6
Coding region: 150-575 (141 amino acids)
Biological process (GO): positive regulation of growth hormone secretion; positive regulation of cell population proliferation; growth hormone secretion
Cellular component (GO): perikaryon; terminal bouton; extracellular region
Molecular function (GO): growth hormone-releasing hormone activity; peptide hormone receptor binding; growth hormone-releasing hormone receptor binding
Source: RefSeq, a predicted model, not a curated record